Molecule: messenger RNA, 2784 nt
Organism: Spea bombifrons (plains spadefoot toad)
Lineage: Eukaryota; Metazoa; Chordata; Amphibia; Anura; Pelobatidae
Product: putative neutral ceramidase C
Exons: 21
Coding region: 72-2372 (766 amino acids)
Biological process (GO): sphingosine biosynthetic process; ceramide catabolic process; long-chain fatty acid biosynthetic process
Cellular component (GO): extracellular region
Molecular function (GO): N-acylsphingosine amidohydrolase activity
Source: RefSeq, a predicted model, not a curated record
UCUCUCUCUGGGAAAUAAACGAUAUUUUGCCGUCGGUUUAAAGUGAGCUGGGAGAUUCUGCAUUAUAUAAAAUGGCAAAGAAGACUCUAAGCAGACUGGAAGUGACGCUGAUCGUACUACUUGUGUUAACCAUGUGUAUAGUUGGCGGACUCAUAGCAGUCGUAUUUAUUGUGCAGGAUAACGGGAAUUCUAGUGUUGCAACAACUCCUGAGCCUACAAACAGCACCCAUAAGACUUCUCAGACGACGUCCACUCCCAUCAAAACUGCAUCGACAACAACCACCACCAAAACAACAACACCUGAUCCAUACCCUGAUGCCUAUCUUGUUGGUGUUGGAAGGGCAGACUGUACUGGUCUACUAGCAGAUGUUCCAUUGAUGGGAUAUGCAAGCAGCGAUCAGCUGGCGGGAGGGAUUCACACUCGACAAUACAGCCGAGCUUUCAUUGUAGCAGAACCUGAUAAUUCCACACGAGUGGUGUUUGUAAGCGCUGACAUAGGGAUGGUUUCACAGCGAGUUAGGCUGGAGGUAAUGAAUAAACUGAAGAGCAAAUAUGGAGAUCUCUACAGACAAGACAAUGUUAUACUAAGCGGCACCCACACACACGCUGGGCCUGCCGGUUAUUUCCAAUACACAAUCUUCAUGUUGUCGAGCAAAGGGUUUCUCAGACCUGCCACCGAUGCCAUUGUCAAUGGGAUUUUUACGAGCAUUGUCAGAGCACACGAAACAAUGAAACGAGGCAGGAUCUUUCUGAAUAAAGGAACGGUGGACGACAGUCAUAUAAAUAGAAGUCCAACUUCAUAUCUCCUCAAUCCAGAGUCUGAGCGGAACAAGUACCCAUCUAACACAGACAAGGACAUGACCAUCCUGAAGAUGACAGAUAUGAAUAACCAGGAAAUUGGAAUGUUCAGCUGGUUUGCGGUUCAUGCGGUUAGCAUGGACAACAAGAACCACCUGGUGAGCAGCGACAACAUGGGUUAUGCUUCAUAUCUUUUUGAACAAGAAAAGAAUAAAGGCUUUUUACCUGGCGAGGGAUCAUUUGUAGCAGCCUUUGCUUCGUCAAACCUUGGGGAUGUAUCACCGAAUACAAAAGGCCCUCAUUGUAUAAACACAGGGGAGUCAUGUGAGAACCCCACCAGUACCUGUGAAAUAGGAGGGACUACGACCUGCAUGGCUACUGGGCCUGGAAAGGAUGUAUUUGAGAGUACAAAAAUAAUUGGAGAGAAAAUCUACCUGAGGGCCAAGGCUCUUUAUGACGCAGCUUUCACGGAAGUCGAAGGAUCUGUGAAUUCGGCCCAUCAGUGGGUUGAUAUGAGUAAUGUUACCGUGCAGCUCAAUGACACUCACACUGCACACACAUGCAAGCCAGCUCUUGGCUACAGCUUUGCUGCUGGAACUGUUGAUGGUGUUGGAAUACUCAGUUUCACACAAGGAACUUUAGAAGGUCAUCCAUUUUGGGAUGGAAUACGUGAUCUGAUUUUCGGAAAGCCAUCAAACGAAACCGUAGAAUGUCAGAAACCCAAACCUAUCUUGCUAAAUACCGGAGAGGUUUCCGUCCCAUUACCAUGGCAUCCAACAAUAAUUGAUGUUCAAAUCCUAACCAUUGGAUCGUUGGCAGUGCUUGCUGUCCCGGGAGAGUUUACAACUAUGUCAGGGCGAAGACUAAGAGAAGCUGUAAAGAAAGAGUUAGAUCCACUUGGCACCCGCAACCCAGACAUUGUUAUCUCCGGACUGUCUAAUGUAUAUACCCACUACAUCACCACCUAUGAAGAGUAUCAGGCUCAGCGAUAUGAAGCAGCAUCUACAAUUUUUGGGCCCCAUACUCUGUCUGCUUAUAUACAGCUGUUCAGAGGUCUGGCUAAAGCCAUUGCAGAGAACACAGUGGACAAAUUACCAACUGGACCACAUCCCCCAUUUUUUAAUGAGAGUCAACUGUUCAACUUACUGCCUGACGUACUUCAAGAUAAAGCUCCUGGAAACACAACCUUUGGAGACGUGCUGGAGGAUGUGAUGCCACUUUACCAUCCGGGAGAAAUUGCCUCUGUAACAUUUGUCACUGGAAACCCAAGAAAUUCUGUUGCUUACAUGGCAAACAAAACAUACCUGGCAGUGGAAAAAUAUGAGAAUCUAAGUGGAACAUGGCAAAUAGUACAUAAUGAUGCCUCAUGGGAGACCAGAUAUUAUUGGCAUAAGGGCACCGGAAACCAGAGCAAUGGGACAGUGGAAUGGCAUAUACCGUCAUCAGUUCAACCCGGCAUCUACAGGAUUCGACACUUUGGACAUUAUAAACAGCUUCUAGUACCCCGUGUCACACCUUACGAGGGCAUUUCUUCUGACUUCCAAGUGACCCUGGGUUGGGAGAAAAAAUAUUAGCACAGUCAAACCAAAACUGAGUUUAAAUGUAGGGACUGGGGAUUUGUAAGUGGCUUGUGGAUUGAUUCACGCAGAUCAGAAUUUAUUUUGAUGUGUUAAAUCCUGUUGAAAAAAAAGGCAGCUUCCUUCAAGGAAAUGAAUGUUUGCUUUUGUAAGAUGUCUAUAUGUGUAUAUAUAUAUAAUUUUAUUUAGAUUGAGUUAGAAAAAGCAUUGUGAUACUAUGUCUGAUGUUAUUUGUAAAUUCUAAUGAACAGACCUUCAAUGUUGGGGGAUAAAGCUUUCUCAGUAGAAGCACCAUCUGAUUUUAUCGAGGUGUUAAAGGGUACAAUGAUCCAGGUUAUUAAGAUGAAGCUUUCUUUAGUAUCCUUGAUUCUACUUUGCAUUUCUUCAAAUAGUGUAAAUGGCUUUAAAA